Molecule: messenger RNA, 564 nt
Organism: Psilocybe cubensis
Lineage: Eukaryota; Fungi; Basidiomycota; Agaricomycetes; Agaricales; Agrocybaceae
Exons: 2
Coding region: 1-564 (187 amino acids)
Source: RefSeq, a predicted model, not a curated record
AUGCUGUUCAACUCACGUUACCUAGCUGCUAUAUCGUUAUUCCUUUUGACCUCGACUGUAGCGGCUGCCCCCGUUCCCGAGGCCGACAACCUUGUUCGGGGAAACGUUGACUGGAAACGGUCAGAAAUCCCCCGGGGCAAUGUCGAUUGGAAACGUUCGGAGAACGAGUCCAGGGGAAACGUUGACUGGAAACGGUCAGAGAUCGACACGCGGGGAAAUGUUGACUGGAAACGUUCAGAGGUCGAUACUAGAGGCAAUGUCGAUUGGAAACGCUCAGAGAAUGAUGCUCGGGGAAAUGUCGAUUGGAGGCGUUCUGAGAACGAUGCUCGAGGCAAUGUCGACUGGAGACGGUCAGAGAACGAUGUCCGUGGCAACGUUGAUUGGAGACGGUCAGAAAACGAUGCUAGGGGAAACGUUGAUUGGAGACGGUCAGGGAAUGAAGUUCGCGGAAAUGUCGAUUGGAGACGGUCAGAGAAUGAUGCUCGUGGCAACGUCGAUUGGAGACGGUCAGACAGCGUUGCUCGGGGAAAUGUCGACUGGAGACGGACAGAAAGCCAGGCCUAG